Molecule: messenger RNA, 1323 nt
Organism: Prorocentrum cordatum
Lineage: Eukaryota; Dinophyceae; Prorocentrales; Prorocentraceae
Source: the annotation of a GenBank genome assembly
AUGUUCGCGCUCGCGCGCCCCGCCCUCGCCUCCAGCCUCGUGCUCACCAGCGCCUCGGCGGUGACCCUCGGGGCCACGGUGGGCUCCAGGGCGCGCGUCGCCGCUCGGCAGACGCCUGAGGAGCUGGGCUUUACCGACAUAGGCGACGCCGACGACGCGCACAGCUACGGCAAGGCUCAGUUCAGCGAGGAGUUCUGCUUGGACAUCGGUGCAAAGGGCUUCCCGAUCCCCACGGACCAGAUGCUCCAGGCGGUCAACUGGGAUGCGGCGAAGUAUUUUUCGCAGUUGCAGGGGGCAGGGUACGCCGAGGACGCUCUGCAGAUGACCGGCCCGGACGCAGCCAUGCUGAAGUCGGACUGUAUGAAGGAGCGCGCCCACGGCAGGACAAAGCAUCUCUUUGUUGGCGAUUCGCAGAUGAUGGCCCUCCGCAAUGCGUUCCACCGCCUCAACAAGUGCCCUGAGCUCUGGUGGGACAAUCACACCGCGGCUUACCUUGACGACAUGAUGGCGUCGGUCCGCAGGAACGAGAAAGGCGGGUCAAAGACGAAGAGCAAUGCCCGCUUCUACUCCCGCACCAAGCAGGCCCCAGAGACGGCGGAGCUGCCGAAAGGCUGCUCGGAGGAGGGCAUUGGAUCUUUCAUCCACUGGGACGGCUGGGUCAGCCACCAGCUGCCCAUCAAGGAGAUAAAGAAGGAGAUGGAAUUGAUCGGCGUGGACCCUAAAGAGGGGGACACCGUUGUCGUCUGGGUUGGCUCGAACUUUGUCCCGGCAAGGCACAGGAUGUCCGCCCUGCUUGAGUCCAUCAACCAGCUCCACGAGCUUAAGGUCAAGAUGGUGUGGGACUCGCCGACCUACCAUGACGAGGCCAUCAUGGCUGCCACGACGAGCCAGGACAAAGGGCGCGACCCGCGCACCAACAUCCCAAUCGUCUUCAACUCCAUCCUCCAGCGCAAGUUGUCCAAGCAACUUGGGUCGAACGAGUAUCGCACCGAGAAAGCGCUUUACGAGCAGGGCAUCGAGGUCCCUACCACGAAGCGGUGGCAAAUCUCCAACCGCUACCGCGGGCUCCAGUGCGACGGCAUCCACACUGACAUGCGCGCCAGGGACCCUCUCUUCUACGACAUGCCGUGCCCCAUGGGCCAGCAGAGAUACGGCCAAUCCACCUAUUGCACCUGGGUCGAGCCUUUCGACAAGAAGAAGCUGAGUGGCCUCUGCCCAGUGGCCAACGGGCUGGACGACCUGGUGCUGCAGAGCGGGCUGUAUUCCAUGUGCGCUGCGCACGAGGAGCCCUUCUGCUACACGUACACCGAGCACAUCCGCUGA